AUGAGCCAUGAUACUGCAUUGCAAAAUCAGCUUUGUCAAUUCUUUUGUAGUGUUAGAAAAUCUGGAAAAAAAGAAUAUGCACCUUCUUCAUUGCAUAAACGGCUUCAUGAAAUUUUUGAUGGUCAAAUUAAACAAAUUCAAGAUAAUCAAGAUACAUCUUGUAAGAAAACUGAUGCACUUGAAAUUAUUGAAGUAAAUAUACCUCAUGAAAAAAAUAAUGCAGGAGAUGCCAAAAAUCCAUACAAUGCUGGUAGACAUAAUUAUAUUCCCGCAGAUCAACCAAAUUAUUAUUCUCCAGUAGCAGAUAUUUUAUUAUAUCAAUCUAAAAGACCAAAAGAUU
Molecule: messenger RNA, 340 nt
Organism: Funneliformis caledonium
Lineage: Eukaryota; Fungi; Glomeromycota; Glomeromycetes; Glomerales; Glomeraceae
Source: the annotation of a GenBank genome assembly